AUGGGCUGUGAAGCAUCCACCGGCAAGGUUAAGAAGACUAAUAGAGGGCAGGCUAAUAAUAAAGCCAUCAAAGAAAACAAAAAUACAUGCGCUCCAAUAAAAACAAAUGCAGCCAAAACUUCCAAGGAAAGAAAAAAUAACAUUAAGCAAAGUCUAUUAGUAAACCAUCUAUCGAGGAAGGCUGGCAAGACGUACAGAAGAAAAUUAUGGUAAUGACAAUAAUUAUAUUGUUUCAACAUCUUUAUUAA
Messenger RNA from Moneuplotes crassus, 248 nucleotides. NCBI's taxonomy places the organism in Eukaryota, Ciliophora, Spirotrichea, Euplotida, Euplotidae. The record is from the annotation of a GenBank genome assembly.